AUCGCCACGGAUACUCCCACUCGCUGAUGGGGUUUUGAGAGUUGACAGCAAUCAGUAAUCUGUUUUGGGAGUAUCAAUUUUGUCCUCAACCGAAGUGAUUUCGUCCCGAGCGCGCCAUUCAUGGUGGUUCGGAGAUGAUUCCUGUCAAGGAUAAUGAAGACGAAUCGUGCUUUUUGGUCACCAAGCACUCGCCAUGGCGUGGGAAGUACAAGCGGAUUUUCUCCAUUGGCACAACCGGUGUCACCACGUACAACCCCUCGAACAUGGAAAUCACCAAUCGCUGGCCCUAUUGCGAUUUUAUGGUUGCUCUUCCAGGGCCAAACGGCAACCACAAUCAGAUCAACGGAAAUGGUCUGAGUGGCGAAUUUUCGAUAUUCGUCAGAAGCGAGAAGAAUAAAAAAGAUUCUAUGCGAUUCAGCACAGAGUAUCGAGCUGACCUACUUACCGACCUAUUAAUUCAUCGGCACCAGUUCAAUGGAGCUGAAAAACAAAAAGAUCCAUCUUGCAAUUAUCCAGCAUCAAAGCUGCACUGGUCAGGGAUCAACCUGCCAGUUACGCUAACUGUGGCUCCAGCAAGUUUGGAGCAGAGAGAUGUAACAAGCAACGCCCUACUUGCCAGCUACCCUUACAAAGACAUUGCAUGCAUGAAAAGGGUCAUGGGCUGUCCAGGUUGCCAUGGUUCAAGUGAAGCAUGGGCGAUUGAAAUGAGGCAGACUGGUAGAAUGCACUUGUUUGCGUGUUCAGAUUGGUCGGGCAUCAAACAGAAGAUAACCAAGUUUGCCAGCCAAUAUUUAGGGCUUAAUCUUGUAUUGACCAGCGUCCAGCAAAGUGAAUCAAUGAUUGAAUGGGAAAAUUGGAAUAAUGUUAGAUUAGGAAAGUUUAGUGGAGAUGAUAGUCUUACUCCAAUUGGAGAAUACACUGUGAUGAAGACAUCGCCAAGACAUAGCGAACCAGUGAGAAGAGUUCUCUGCCUUUCGGAGCAGUGUUUGAUUGACAGAGACCCUCAAACCUACCAAGUGUGCAGUAUUGCUCCAUUGGAACAUGUUUUCUGCUUAGUGCGCCCCAGAGAUUCGGCGCAGAACUUCACAGUUCAGUUAGAUAAUGGACAGAGCAAAAAAUACACAUGCCAUGAAAGAGACUCGGUUUUAGCAUCACUGCUAGACACCAUAAAGGCUGCUGGAAAUAGGAACGUUCAUGUUUCUACAAAUGGUACUGCUAGAGGUAUGCGGUGGCUGCCUUUGUGGGCCACAAUUGAUGAGGAAGCAGAGAAAAUGGUCCUGAAGUUGAUUCAGCCGCCACUUUGUGACAAACCAUAUGCUGAACUUUUAGAGAGGUUCAGCGCCAAUGUGCCUUACAAUGGAUUAGCUCAUAUCACAGCCCCGACGGGGAUUUUCGGAGAGAAUAAAGACAAACAAGUCACUGGCGCACUGGAAACUAUCAUGAUGAAAGAGGGUGACAUAUCAACCAUUCCACUUACUGAACUCGAGGUUCAGUUUAAUGCCCUAAGGAGACUUUUAGCCUGUCGAGUUGGUUAUUGCUCUUUCACCACUUUGCCUGGGCUCAGAGAAAACAUAGGCAUGAGAGUUGUGAAAUCUCUUAGGAGAGGCGACGAGUCUGUUUCACAGCUUGCUUUGGAAUUAGUCUGCUCCCUCAUGAUUCCUUUACACCAAGCGUGGGAUAUACGACAAGAGCAGCUCAACAAGGCUUCACUGCUUUCAAGCCCUAAGUUCUUGGCAAGUUUGCUUGACAUGUGGGCUGGCCAUGUGACAAGAGGAACAGGUGCUCUCGUAGUAGCUGCCAUGCUCGACGUCUUGACCUUUGCACUUUGCGUACCUUAUUCAGAAACAACUUCAGCUGCUCACUUUGAUCAGUUGCUGGGAGCACUUGCUGAAAGAGGCAGAUGUCUUUAUAAAUUAUUUCAGCACCCCUGUCUGGCAAUUGUUCGAGGUGCUGGCUUGUGCAUGAAGGCCUUGAUUGAAGAAGGGUCCGAGGAAGUAGGAGCAAAAAUGCAGCAACUAGCUUUGACUGAGGGAGCCUUGCCAAGGCACUUGCAGAGCGCGCUUUACUUGCGUGGCCCAGAACCAAGAAUUCUAGCUUUGAGGCAACUAUCCAGACAAUUAGUUGCACUAUGGUGUGUAAACAAUGAUGAAGCAAACAACUUGUUGCGAAGAAUAUUGCCCAACGGAUUAUUAAACUGGCUUGAAUCUGACGAAAAAGCCCCUGAAACCAGUGAAGAGCACCUUAACACCAGAGACAAUUUGCAACUGGUCAUUGAUGAUAUGGAAUCAUUGAAACCUAAAGGAGUACAAAAAGUAGGCUUGACGGUCCAGAAGAAUUUAAAAGUAGUAGAGCGCCACGUUGAGCAUGCUCUUCAACACUGGGGAGCAAGGAUGGGCCUUGAGAGACUCGAAAGGCUUGGUGUUAGUGGACCAGGGAUGGUCGAAAUUACAGAUACCAGCAAUUUGCCAAAGCCAGUUGCUCUAAGGCUUAGGAGAGAGCUGGUGAAGUCAAAAGCCAAUUGGCCUCUUGUGUACUCUAAAUUUUGGCUUGACCACGCUCUUCCCGACCUAAUCUGGAAUCAUAGAACGAGAGAGGAGCUGAGAGAAGCACUUCAACAAGAACUGACCAAUUUUGCAUCCGAAGCUGAUUUGACGGCUUCGACAAUGCCAGACGCUGAAGACUUGACUGUUUCCUGGAACUAUCGAGAAUUUGAGGUUACUUAUGCCAGUUUGUCUGAUGAAAUAAAAAUCGGAGACUACUAUUUGCGAUUGCUACUGGAAAGAGACCACGAGGCAACGUUGCAAGCAAGUCUCGGUGAAGGAACUGCUGUUGGUUCUGGCAUAAAGAAAGCAUCCAAGUUGUUCACGGAACUUUAUCACAGAUUUUUACUAAGCACAGCUAGAGCCGAUAUGCGAGCCAUGUGUCUUCAAGCAAUGUCUAUCGUUUACGGUCAACAUUAUGAGGAACUCAAGCCAUUCUCAGACAUGAAAUUUCUUGUUGCUAUGCUUGACAAGAGCGUGGAAAGAUCAGAACGAGACAGAAUCGUUCUCUUCCUUAGACAACUGGUACGACAGAAGUCAAAUUGUCAAUUGAUGUUAGAUGCCGGUCUUGUAAAAAGCCUAGUGGACCUUGUUACCUUGUCCCACCUGCACACAAACAGAGCAAUGGUGCCUUCACAAAGUAACGUCUUGGAAGCAGGACCUGGCAUGACGAGGGACCAGGAAAAAGAGUGGUACUACGAAGUAAAUAAUGAGAGGAGAGGGCCCGUGAGCUACAAAGACCUAAAAGAGUUGUUCGCUGCCCAAACAAUCACAGCCAGAACAAAAUGCUGGGCACAAGGAAUGGAAUCAUGGCGGCUUUUGCACCAAGUGCCUCAGCUCAAGUGGGGGCUCCUUGCAAGAGGUGAAGCAGUUCUUGAUGAAAGUCAACUUGCGCAUCUUGCUCUAGGCAUUUUAAUUCAGCUGUGCGAAUAUUCCCCAUCAAGAGAAAACGACGGAUCUGUCAUCAGGCCUUUGCCGAGAGUGAAAAGAGAAAUUUCGGACCCAAGUUUAUUACCCCACGUUGUUCAAUUGCUCUUGACGUUUGAUCCUAAAAUUGUUGAGAGUGUUGCUACCAUUCUAAAUCUGGUCAUGGCUGAUAAUCCAGCCGCCACUCGGCUUUACCUCUCUGGAGCAUUUUACUUUGUACUGAUGUACACAGGAUCCAACGUCCUGCCAAUUGCGCGCUUUUUGUCGACCACCCACACACUGCAAGCGUGCAGUAGAGUACAAGGCACUGGAAGUAUUCUGUCGCCUUUGUUACCAGAUGCCAUGGUCCAUUUCCUAAUCAAUCACGGGCCUGAAAAAUUUGCCGAGAUUUUCCUUGGCGAGUUUGACACUCCAGAAGCCAUUUGGAGCUCUGAAAUGAGACGUCAUUUGUGUGAACGUCUCGCAGCUCACUUAGCUGAUUUCUCUCCCAGACUUUCAUCCAAUACCAGAGCAAUUUAUUCUCACUGCGUCAUUCCAGAGAUUCUUUACCCUCAACUAGACAGAGAGUUGUUCUGUGGUUCAUUCUAUUUGCGCCACCUCUGUGACGAAAUCAAGUUCCCUAACUGGCCAAUCGCAGAACCUGUGUCUCUGUUGAGAGACGUUUUGCUGUUGUGGAAGCGAGAAGUGGAGAAGAAACCCCCAGCCAUGUCAACAGCAGAUGCCUUGCGAGAACUGGGCAUAUUAGAUGCUGAAAAUGUUCAGGAAUCUGACAUUAGGAAAGCCUAUUUUGUGAAUGCUCAAAAGUUCCAUCCUGACAAAAAUCCAGCAGGCAGAGAACGAUUUGAAGCAGUCAAUAAAGCAUACGAGUUCCUGUGCAGCAAAGAUUCCAGGGAAUUUUCAGGACCAAAUCCAGACAAUAUUGUGUUGAUUUUGCGAACACAAAGUAUUCUUUUUAGGAGAUAUAAAUCAGAGCUGUCUCCAUACAAAUACGCUGGUUAUCCUCAAUUGAUAAAAACUAUCAAAAUGGAAACUUCCGACGAGGGACUGUUCUCAAAGCAGGUACCUUUGUUAGCGAGUGCCAGUGAACUUGCCUACUACACCGUGGACUGCUGCUCGCUGAAUGCAGAGGAGCUUCGACGUGAAGGCGGAAUUGAUUCCUUGUUAGAAGCUCUCUCAAGAUGUGUAGCUGUUCUCAGCAAAAGCGCUAAGCCACAGGAUGUGGCUGUCAAAGUAUGCUGUAAUGUUGUACAAACGCUGGGCGUUUGUGCAAAGUCUCAAGCAUGUCGGGACAAGAUGGUCGAGCUUCCUCGCCUUGUCUGGGAGUUGUGCAGUAUACUUCAGUGGCAGCAUUUGAUUGAGUUGGCUUGUCACACAUCGGCUUGUGUCGCUUCUCUUGCUGCCGACUCGAUUCUUCAAAUGGCUUUAGUGCAGUCGGGAGCUAUGUGGCCUGCGUUGAAAUCUAUAUUUGGCUUCGACUAUACUCUCGAGGAGGGAGGUGUUACCCAGACAGAAAGCACGAAUAAUCAGGCAUUGGGAAAUCGUUUGGCGCGUUUGUCGUUGAAAGUUUGUGCUGCACUGAGUGGAUACCCUCCUCCUUCACCCACUACUAGUCAACCACCUAAAGAAGUAGGCAAGAAAAUUGAAGAGCUUUAUCCAGCCAACCCAGUUGCCCAAAAGGCUCUUGACAGACUGCUGACGCCUUUCAUUGCCCAUCAAUUAAAUAGCGACACCCCAGAUGAGAUUCUGAAGAUUCUCAACAGCAACAUAGAGAAUCCUUACUUAAUUUGGGACAAUGGCACAAGAGCUCAAUUAAACGACUUUGUCGAAGAGCAAAGAACAUUGAGGAGAGAUCCUAAUGAUCCGAUCGACCCGUCGAUUGAUCUAGCUCCAGUAUUUGAUUUUUCCGCUCACUGUGACGAGCUUGUGAUAGGAGGGGUCUUCAUCAGAAUUUACAAUGAACAGCCCUCAUUCCCCAUUCAAAAACCAAAAGGCUUUGUUUUGGAGUUGCUGGAAUACUUGAGAAACCAGUCAAAAAAGUUGCAGUCUGUGCUAUCCGAUGAUAAAAUUCAUAUCCAUUCACACAUGGCCUUGCGAUCUCUAGCAAACGUUUUAAAAUGCAAUCCAGGUGUUGAACUACAGCUGAUUGGGCAUUUUAAGCUUUUGUCUUGGCUUCUGGUGAUGCCUAAUUUACAACCGGAUUGUCUGCAAGUCUUAAACACAGCGUGUUCAAAUCUAGAGUGUGUCAAUGAUCUGGCAGUGUCGGAAGUUUUGCAUCACAUUUUACUAACUUUGCUCGGAGAGGAAGAUGAAGUCAUCUCACUUUGCCUAGACUGCCUGCACACACUUGCCUCCUCUCCGAAAGCUGUCAAGGAAGCUCUUGCCAAAGGAGCUGUGCUUUAUCUGCUGUGCCUUUUCUGCAAUUCUGGAAAAUCUGAGGAAGUAAGAGGACGAACCGCUGAAUUGUUAUCGAGGCUCUCGGCUGAUAGACUUUCAGGCCCCAAAGUCAAACUUGUUCUCUCACGCUUCUUACCAGCAGCCUUGUCUGAUAUAAUAUUAGGAUCGCCACGAAUGGCGAUGGCGCUCUAUGACGGAAAUCACGAAAACCCAGAGCUCGUCUGGGGAUCAAAUCAGAGGAAUUUGCUGGAGAAGCACUUAAACGAAACUCAAAAAGAGUUUUCAGACAGGCAAAGAAUAGAUGUAAAGGCUGAGUGGAAGGCACCAGACACAGACUUUAAUUACCAAAGCGAACAGUCAGACGAAUUGGUGGUCGGUGGUGUUUACCUGAGACUCUUUUCCGCCAAUCCAGGCUGGAGUCUCAAAAGACCAAAGCACUUCCUAGGGGAGCUUCUGGACACCACCAUUGAGCUGAUGGCAAGGGAAACUGGAGAGAGCUCAAAAAUGGACCUUGCUAUUGUCUCUCUAGUCAGCUUGCUUGCAACCCAACCAAAAUUAGCAGAAGUAUUGCCAAGCUUGGGUCAUUUGCCAAAACUAGUGCAAACCUUGGUUGGCUGUGUCAACAAAGGUAACAACCAGGCAACCAUUGGUGCCGUCAAAGUGUUCCUGCAUCUGUCAAAGAGUCAAGGCUGUGUUGAGGCUCUGAGAAAUACUGACUGUGUUUCUGCUCUCAAGUUGGCUAUGCAGAAAUACCCACAGUCUCAAGGUUUUGCCUGCGAAACCUUGGGCAACUGGUUCAGUGCCAUGGGUUCGGAACCAAUCAUAAGACAGGCUGUUCAAAUUGAAUUAGUGCCAUACCUACUUGGCUUGCUGCAGUCACCGUCUUCAGUACUAUCUGCGGCGCACAAAGCGCACUUAGUGCAUGCGCUCAAGGCGCUUAAGAACACAAGCAAUCCUCAGCUUGCUGAAAAAAUUUCUGCCAUGCUGGACAAGUGCCCCGGCUGGGCCGAAUUCAGGGACCAAAAGCACGAUCUUUUCCUAGGAGGCCCUAACGAACAAAAAUAUUUAGAGGCUCCAUCUGGAAUGAUGGGUUACUUGACAGACGGCCGAGGCGCUGCAAAGUUGCCUGACCAACCUCCUCCUCUUAUGUCUCCCUCUGAGAGCCCAUCAAGUUCGUGAAGAGAGGGGAAAACGUUGAAGAGUAACCACAUUGUUGUGCAUUAAUGAAACUCCAUUCCUUUAAAGAUAUGCUUUGUAGCUACACAUUAAUAUGAAAUGCGAUAAAUCAUUAAUUUGAGGGAAAUAUUCAUUAUUCCUUGUGAUUUUAGUUUGCUUGCGUUAUUUUCCAAAUCUUUCCAUUCCAACUUAUUUUUGUACUCUUUACUUGCAAACAUUGUAUAAUAUGAGAUAAUAUUAGACUUGCUACAAUAUAUGCUCCGUUCUGAAAUUUGAAUAAUCAGAAAAGGAACUUUUACCGUAAUUCGUAAAAAAGAAAUAAUAUUAAAAAUAAGUGCGAGUGAACAUAUAUACAAAUAAAGUAAAGAAUAUUUCA
Molecule: messenger RNA, 7413 nt
Organism: Neocloeon triangulifer
Lineage: Eukaryota; Metazoa; Arthropoda; Insecta; Ephemeroptera; Baetidae
Gene: Rme-8
Product: dnaJ homolog subfamily C member 13
Exons: 37
Coding region: 135-7040 (2301 amino acids)
Biological process (GO): receptor-mediated endocytosis; regulation of early endosome to late endosome transport; endosome organization
Cellular component (GO): endosome membrane
Source: RefSeq, a predicted model, not a curated record